CCUCCAGUCCUCCACCACCAUUCCCCCAGCCAUCCUACUAAUAAUAACAUACCAUCCAUCUCUCUGCUUCAUUCCUAAAUUAACUCUCUUCAUCUCUCUGUUUCUUCAUCACUAGUCUCAUCUUAUUCCAGCAUUUAGAUCUUCCACCAUGAAGAUGAAGCAGCUGCAGGAUAGAUUUUACUGCCCCAUUCUCUUCCUCAUAGUUGCCAUCCUCCUGGCCAUCCACACAGUGAAGGCCUCUCAUGCACCAAUGGAAGGAAGCAGAGAUGGGGAACUGAAGAUGACGGAAGAGUUUCCUUUGUCAAACCUGAUGGAAUUGGAGAACUGUGAGACCACCGGAGAUGAUGAAUGCAUGAAGAGGAGGAUGAUGGACGAGGCCCAUCUGGAUUACAUCUACACACAGCACCACAAGCCAUAGAAGAAUGGAUGAUCAGCCAACUACCCUAUUUCAUUAUAAAAAGUAUGCACCAGUGUUUGGAUCGGAGAUUCCGAGAUGCUUCCCAACAAAUCUUAUCAUAGUAAUCACCUUAUAAACUACAUAUAUAUAUAUAUAUAUAUCAAUAUACAUAUAGAUUUAUGUAAGGAUGUUCUGGCUAGCUGUCACUGGAGCUGGUUUAAUUAAUUUAAGGUGGUGUGUCUUGUCUUUUUAAUUUUUAUGAGGUAGCUUCUUGAUCUAUACGCUCUUGUAACAAUGAAAAUGUCAGCGCGCGCGUGCUUGACAGAACACCCCCGUUAACAAUGAAAGCCAUUGUUCUCGGUUUUCUCCGUC
Messenger RNA from Dioscorea cayenensis subsp. rotundata (Guinea yam), 769 nucleotides. RefSeq names its product putative phytosulfokines 6. Gene Ontology annotation, molecular function: growth factor activity. Gene Ontology annotation, cellular component: extracellular region. NCBI's taxonomy places the organism in Eukaryota, Viridiplantae, Streptophyta, Magnoliopsida, Dioscoreales, Dioscoreaceae. Bases 149 to 418 code for a protein of 89 amino acids. The record is from RefSeq and is a predicted model, not a curated record. Gene Ontology annotation, biological process: cell population proliferation. The transcript is spliced from 3 exons.